Messenger RNA from Mytilus trossulus (common blue mussel), 2253 nucleotides. RefSeq lists its product as uncharacterized. The transcript has 4 exons. Gene Ontology annotation, molecular function: protein binding. NCBI's taxonomy places the organism in Eukaryota, Metazoa, Mollusca, Bivalvia, Mytilida, Mytilidae. The coding region runs from base 1 to 2253 and encodes 750 amino acids. The record is from RefSeq and is a predicted model, not a curated record.
AUGACUAACAGUGUCAAGGCUCUUCGUGUUUUGGAGUGGACAGUCAUUGGAAAGGUUACAGAAUAUGGAAAAAACGUGACUUUAUUUUGCCAUGUUCCAAACUGCUGUCCCAAAGAUGCUGGAUGGGAUAAGUGGACUCCUGUACAACAGACCCUGUUUAUAGAUAUCAAAACAGGACGACCUAAUAAAAAGUAUGAUGGAAAGGUUAUGAAGGAUGGUUACACCUUAAUUAUACAAAAUCUGACUAAACAGGAUCUCAAUGCUUCGUAUUCGUGCUUGUAUGGCGUAACAUUAGGUGAAAGAAAAUUUUUACUGGAAGAGGAUGUUUUCUCAGAAAAAGAAACCAAUUCAGAGUUGAAAAAGAAACUAAUUCAAAUGGAAACUAGGAUAGAAGAGCUCAUUCCAAGGAAAAUCAGAGAUCAGAUACGGGGACAAAUACAAGAGUGGAAAAAGGAAGAUCAGAUGUUCGUGGCUACAAGAGCCAGUGAAUACGUCAUAGACUGUUUACAGGAUAACAGUUGUGUAACUUUAACCGGCCCAUUAGGAGUUGGAAAAUCAUUUAUUGCAAGACACACAGCCCUAGUUCUACAGAAGGAAGGAUACAAAAUAGUACCCGUGAGACAACCGGUUGAUAUCAGAGAUUAUUAUCAACCUGGUGAACAGACAGUCUUCAUUGUAGAUGACAUUUGUGGAAAUUUCACUGCCAACCAACAACAGAUUGAUAACUGGAAACAACUGUUACCUGUAGUUGACACAAUUAUUACAGACACAUGUUGUAAGAUUAUUGUAUGUUGUAAGUUACAAGUUUAUAAAGAUGAUAAGUUUAAGAUAUUAACACCUUUUAAAUCUUGUGAAUGUAACUUGAUAUCAUACGAAUUAUGUCUUACAUCUGAUGAGAAAACAAAUAUAGCAAAAACCUAUAUUGGUACAAAUGUCAAAGAAAUUAAUGAUUUGUCGCAAAAUAGUGAUUUUUUUCCACUUUUAUGCUCCUUAUAUCUUAAAUCACAAAAUGAAGAUAUAAAAGAAUUUUUCAAAAAUGCUUUUUAUGUCUAUAAAGGUGAGCUAGACAAGUUACACGAGCAUGACGAUGAAGGGAACUAUAAAAUAUGUAGUCUUGCUUUAUGUGUUCUCUUUAAUAAUGAUUUGAAAGAAAAAUGGUUUCAGGAUGAAUUGACAGAUGAACAACGACGGAUCAUAAGAGACACAUGUGAGGCUUGUGAGUUCAACAGCAUACCAAAGGCAAAACUAAAGAAAGCACUUGACACUCUUGAUGGUACAUUCAUCUGUAAACAGAAUGGUAUUUAUAGAACUAAAAAUGAGAAUCUAUUUGACUUCUUAGCUCAUUACUUUGGUCAGAAAAUGAUUAAAUGUUUGAUAGAUCAUGGUGAUAGUGGUUUAGUGCAUGAACGUUUUAUUUGGCAAAAAUCACCUGAUGACACGACAAGAUAUGAUAUAGAUUUUAUUAUUGAAAUACCAGAUGAUUAUUUACAAUUAUAUUUACAAAGAUUUAUCAAGGAUUGGCAAGCAGUAAAGGUGGCAGUUGUGUUCAGUAACAAUAAUAUGAAAGUAUCAUCAUUCAGACAACAGUUAAUACAGUACUUACAACAACUAGAUAAAUUAUACCAGGUAACACUAGCCAAAACCAGGGAUACAGUGAUGCCAAUGGGGGAGUGUGGAUCAGGAACUACUCCACUGAUAUGUUCUUGUCAUGAUGGUUAUAUUGAUAUGGUAAUGUGGAUAUUACAUAAUGAUGUGGAUGUUGAUCAAUGUAGAAAUGAUGGGACUACUGGACUGAUCAUGGCAAGUUCACAUGGACAUACUGAAAUUGUAAACUUACUAUUAGAGAAGAAACCUAAUGUUGAUCUACGGGACCAGGCUGGAUGUAGUCCUCUUUACAUGGCAAGUAAAGACGGACAUACUGAUAUAGUAAAGUUACUGUUAGAGAAGAACUCUAACGUUGAUCUUUGCGACAGGGAUGGAUGUAGUCCUCUUUACAUGGCAAGUAAAGACGGACAUACUGAUAUAGUAAAGUUACUGUUAGAGAGGAACUCUAUCGUUGAUCUUUGCGACAGGGAUGGGUGUAGUCCUCUUUACAUGGCAAGUAAAGAAGGACAUACUGAUAUAGUAAAAUUACUGUUAGAGAGAAAUCCCGACGUUGAUCAAUGUGAUAAUAAUGAAUGCAGCCCUUUGGACAUGGCGAGUCAGAACGGCCAUGCAGAUAUAGUAAGGUUGUUGUCACGAAAGAGUAAUUAA